AUGCCAUUCAGAGCACGUCUGAACCCUUCAAGUCUCACCCGUCGUCGACAUGCUCGUCAAUUAUGGUCAUCCAAACUAUCCCCUUCGACCAUAUCCUCCUCCAGCUCAAAAGGGGUCAAUGACUUCUCCCCUAUCUUACCUCAUACACAUUCUAGACCUUACUCUUCCAUCUUAUCACCUAUCACCUCUCUCCUCACUCCUCCACGUUCAUCCCCUGAAACUCCCCGGGACCCCAUAAUCGACCUCCUCGACCAGAUAACCUCUCAGAACAUAUCUUUAGCAGAAAAUAUCUAUACCUCUCUUCUCUCAUCCCCGAUUCUUCCUGCUGACCUCACGGCUAUACUCACAUCUCUAUCUAUCAUCCCGAAUUUCGAAGCAUUAUCAUUCUCACGUCGAAUAUACUCCGACAUCUCAACCACUUUCCGUCAACCUAUACUCUCUUCCCACAAAACAGCUUUCAUACAACAUCUACUGCUAUGUCAACAACACACCGAAGCACUAGUAUUAGCUGGAGAAGAUCCCACAGCACCAUGGACAAACAUCUUACAAGCCUCAAUAGGAACACCAGAAUUCCCUAAUGUGUUAGAGAAAUUGAAAAGGAGUAGAAUGUUAGAAUUAGAAGAAUAUACUCUAGUCCUCAAACAUUUAAGAAUGACCAUUCCUGAAGACGCAAAACAACAAAUGAGAGAUACGUUGAGAGAAAUGGGGAAAAGAGGUUUGAUAUUAGAUUCUGAUGGACAAAUAGAGGUUUUGAAAUUACAUAUGAUCUUCGGUGAUUGGGAUAGAGCUAGAGAGACUGUGGAUUAUUGGAGACAUUAUAAGUGGACUAAUGGGAUGAGAGAGGUGGCUUUGGAAUUGGAUUUUAGGGAUCCUAUGCGUUUUCAGGAUGAAGUUGAGAUUGCCCAUGAAGCAUCGGAGGAACACGAAGUUGCAUCAGAAGAGAAACAGGAUACGAGGAUACGACGAGAUGACGGGGAUCUAGCUCGAACACCACUUCCUGAUCAAGAUAGGGAUAUACGCCCUACGGUCGAAGGCUUCGUCAAAGACAGUCCUGAGGGAAUACAACGGAUAACUUUAUGGAGAAGAAGAGAUACUACGUUGACUGUGAUUCUUGCGGAAUUGCGAAGUCAGGAUCUACUCAAGAUGAGACUGGAAGAUAUCAUCGAUAUAGUCGAAAGUUCAUCCCGGGCGAACGAUAUAGUGCCUACUUUAUCUAUGUGGGCUAGGAUUAUCUUUCAUAUAAUCCCACUUAACCUCACCCUGGGAAAAGAUAUAUAUCAUCAUGUCGUUUCUCUCGGUCUUCACCCCUCAGCUUCUUUGGCGUUGACUGUCAUUCGACCACUUUGUCUUUCCCGACCUCCCAUGUUGGAAGAGGCAUUGAAAAUUCUACAGACUCUACCCGAGAGAUCAGCUCCAAGUCUGUCUUUAGAGAAGAUCUUUCAAGUUUUGUUAUUCGCUUGUUCGAGGCUCGCUUUCCCUUUCCCCUCCACCUCCUCUGUUUCUUCACUUCCGCUCUCAUCUCCAUCCGAUCCAUCAUCUUCCCUACCGACUACCUCAGAUCCACCCAGCCAAUUUGCAGCAUUUCAACAACCAACACCCCAAUCUCUCUCAACAUCUCUAUCCAGAAAGACUGCUUCCAACUCUGACAACACCAAAUUUGCUAUCUCCACCGCCCUACAUCUCCUCAACCAAAUGCAUAACCUUUCCCUCUCCCUCCCACCUCAAUCCCUCACAUCAAUCAUAAUACUCCUCAUGUCAUCUUCCCCUUCUCAUCAAACCGCUUUCCAACUUUACUCACACUUCCGAUCCCUUUCCCCGAUCCCAUUCAGCUAUAAAGAUUAUACCGCCAUUCUAACUUGUUUUCUCCGACUAUCUCUACCUUCUUCCCCUUACGCACCCCCCGAUUUAUUCUUUCACUUAGUGAGGGAUAUGCGACAAGAAGGUUAUAGACCAGGUUCAGAAAUCUUGGCUUCUUUACUUCGCUCUUAUGCUCUCUUAGCUAGACGACUUAGAAAAUCACCUAAAUAUCUCUAUCCCACAUCUACUCUCUCUCACACUCAAUCGUCUCAAUCAUCUUUCUUCCAAUCUACAAAACCUAAUAUCUCAACUCUAUCUAAUCUCCAACAUCCCUAUGAGUCGAUGAAGAAAUCAGGAGACAAUAGAUCUCAAGAAAAUACAUUCAAUGAAAAAUUGGAUAACCUAUUAAAAGCAAUAAACGAAGUUAACACUCUCAUAAAACUUGAUCCUAAUAUCGAACCUACCAUCCCUCUCUUAAACUCCCUUCUUAUCGCUUUUUCAAAUGUAGGAGCAUACGAGGAAGCAUUAUCAGUAUGGGAUAGUCUUUUAUUACGUCGGCCUCAUGAAGAUCAAAAUCGAUUAGAAGAUAUUUAUGGAACUAGCGUUUGUGCUGUUUUAGAUACUUGCGGUUGGGCUGGGUUGAAGGUACGAGCUGAGAAAGUUUGGGGAUGGGCUGGAAGAUGGGGUGUGAGAGGUGAGAAAGAAUGGGAAACUUGGGUUGAAUGUUGGUGUAGGUUAGGGAAGUUUGAAGAGGCUAUAAAGGCUGUGGUGGGGUUGAAGAGAAAUACAUCGUCGAUAACGUCAAUUUAUGUCAAUCAUUCAUCUCCAAAGUCUUUCACCACCUCUGCUUCUCCUUCCUCGACACCCAACACUUUGUCAAUCGCAUCACACUCCUUCGUUGCUCCAUCGUCCCUCGAAAAAGAUCCCCACCAAGUUCUUCAACCACAUAGUCACAUGCUUCAUGAAGAGACGCCGAGGGAUGAGUACGGACACCAGAACCCAGCUUUGGCACCCAAAAUGAGGACCGACGACGAGCCGACGGAAGUAAAACCGACAAAAGAGAUGAUACGUAUCUUGCUCAAGUUUAGCUGGCGUGAUAGAAAAGCAUAUAGGGUAGUGCAGGAAAGAGUCAGGGUGGAAUUCCCAGAAUGGUGGGAGGAGCUUAAAGGUGUGGUGGGGCGAUAG
Molecule: messenger RNA, 2982 nt
Organism: Tremella mesenterica DSM 1558
Lineage: Eukaryota; Fungi; Basidiomycota; Tremellomycetes; Tremellales; Tremellaceae
Exons: 1
Coding region: 1-2982 (993 amino acids)
Source: RefSeq, a predicted model, not a curated record